Messenger RNA from Siniperca chuatsi (mandarin fish), 2831 nucleotides. It is a transcript of the gene kctd9a, whose product is annotated as potassium channel tetramerization domain containing 9a. The transcript has 12 exons. Lineage: Eukaryota; Metazoa; Chordata; Actinopteri; Centrarchiformes; Sinipercidae. Gene Ontology annotation, biological process: intracellular signal transduction; protein homooligomerization. Gene Ontology annotation, molecular function: protein binding. The record is from RefSeq and is a predicted model, not a curated record. Bases 151 to 1320 code for a protein of 389 amino acids.
CCACGAUAGCUCUUGAAGGCAUCUUUUGUCUCGUGUUGUUGUCUGAUGCAGCUAGCUAGCCAGCUUGAAUCGGCAAGCAAGUUUUACCUGACAAACGUCACAUUAUUUUUGAAAUUGUAACAAAGUACUUAUAACCAAAGCGCCUAAAGAAUGAGAAGAGUUACCUUAUUUGUUAACGGGACAUGUAAAAAUGGCAAGGUUGUAGCAGUGUACGGGGCCUUGUCCGACUUACUUUCCGUAGCAAGUAAUAAGUUAGGAAUUAAAGCCUCCAGUUUAUACAAUGGAAAGGGUGGUCUCAUAGAUGACAUUGCCCUUAUAAGAGAUGACGACGUGUUGUAUGUGUCAGAAGGAGAUCCAUUUAUUGACCCUCACCAUGAAGCCAGGGUUACAUCUGAUCAGCAUGGAGCACACACUGAUUGGCUGACCCUUAAUAUUGGUGGUCGUCCCUUCACAACCACCAGGAGCACCUUGGUCAGCAAAGAGCCAGAGAGUAUGCUUGCUCACAUGUUUCGAGAGAAAGAUGUGUGGGGGAACAAGCGGGACGAGCAUGGGGCUUACCUAAUCGACCGCAGCCCUGAAUACUUUGAGCCUAUUCUCAACUACUUGAGACAUGGUCAGCUCAUUAUCAAUGAAGGCAUAAAUAUACGAGGUGUCCUUGAGGAAGCUCGGUUCUUUGGAAUAGAGCAGCUUGCUGAACAACUGGAAGUGGCAAUCAAGAACUCACAGCCACCAGAGGAUCACUCUCCCAUUUCUCGCAAGGAGUUUGUUCGUUUUCUUCUGGCAACACCCACCAAAUCAGAGCUCCGCUGUCAGGGUCUUAAUUUCAGUGGCGCUGAUCUGUCCCGACUUGAUUUGCGUUACAUCAAUUUCAAGAUGGCUAAUCUCAGCCGCUGCAAUCUGACACAUGCCAACCUGUGCUGUUCCAAUCUGGAGCGAGCUGAUCUUUCUGGAGCCAACCUGGAUGGUGCUAACUUACAAGGGGUGAAGAUGCUCUGUUCCAAUGCCGAGGGAGCUUCUCUCAAAGGAUGCAAUUUUGAGGAUCCAUCAGGAUUGAAGGCCAACCUGGAAGGUGCUAACCUGAAAGGAGUUGACAUGGAAGGAAGCCAGAUGACCGGUAUCAACCUGCGUGUGGCCACUCUGAAAAAUGCAAAGCUGAAGAAUUGUAACCUGCGGGGAGCCACUUUAGCAGGGACUGAUCUCGAGAAUUGUGACCUGUCUGGCUGCGAUCUACAAGAAGCCAAUCUGAGAGGGUCCAAUGUGAAAGGAGCCAUUUUUGAAGAGAUGCUGACCCCUCUACACAUGUCACAGAGUGUCAGAUAACUCAGCACACACACCUACAAAUCCGGUGUGGGCCACAGCUGGCUUCUUUGUUGUUCUUUUCCUCCAGCCUCUCCUACAGUAUAUUCCCUACUUUUAAUCCCUCUUUACCUGCCUGCAGUACAGGUAGUUGUAUGCACAUCCCUGGCAUUCCACCUAUAUUAUGUUAGCUUUAAAUCUUGCACUAGAAUUUAUUCAGGGUUGUCUAUGUAUGUUUGUAUGGUAGGAUGUUUUCAGCUGCAUAUAUCACCAAAACAGAAUAACGUUCCUAGUGUAUGUAGAUGUGUCUGGAUGCAAUCCAAUGACUAUACUCGUUUAAUGCUUUACAUAAUUUAUAUUCACUUUAUAUUACUUGACAUGUUAAUGGGAGUCAAAAUCAUUUAUCAAUUAUCUGUGUGCAGUAAAGUUCAGAGCACUGAGCUUCACUGAAUGCUGCUGUAGCAGAAAUAGAAGCGGACACAAUAACUGUGUCGUUAUAUAUUCCUCUUUAAGUAUGUAACUUAAUUUUGCUGGAUUCAACAUAUUAUAAAGGAAGCAAUGCAAGCCAAAGCCAUAACAAUAGCACAGUCUGAAAGGCUAAAAGUGCUGUUAGUGCACCAUAAAACUAUGCGACAGGCUAGUUUUAAACACAGCUUGGGUAUGCAAUACAUGGUUUAUAGCUGUGAGGUUUCUCGUUUCCUACUUUUAAAUAUUUUGUUCUUAAAAAGCUUUCACUUGUUUUGCGUUCAGUGAAUCUACCUCUUUUUUUAAUCCGGUGUGCGAGUGAUCCACAAUUGCAUGCAUUUGACUGUGGCUCUGCUUAUUGUAAUGUAUAUGUGAUUCAUUAUUCUUCAGAUUCCCAUUAUGAGAAAAUAAUCCAACUUGGUGUGCUUUAAAAGAAAGACAUUUUCACAUUGUUCAUGUUGUCAAAGUGGGUUUGCCUGGAAACAUACUCCAUGUAUCGAUGUAUAUCACUUAAUCAUGCUUUGAACUUAUUUGCACAAGUGUAUGUUAACUUGUAACAUGUUAUACCUUUUCACCAAAAACUGUUUGGUGCUUGUAAUCAUAUGUAAAUCAAAUCCAGUGUUUCCAAAACUUCCACACACAAAAAAACUCAUUAUCAGAGUAGGCAGAUGUUGUCAGCUUUUUUGUCAAGGAUCUCACUUCAGUUCUCUACUGCACAGUGUCUGUUUGCAUGUGUGAAGAGCUAUACUCGUCUUGGACUGGUGAAGUUUCUCUAGCUGUAGCUCAAAGCUGCUCUGAUGCAAUACUAUUCACUCAGUUCAAUAGUAGGUACCUGGCCUGUGAGGAUGAAUGAUGAAGGCAUGUUGUGUAUUUCACCUUGAGCGUGAAAAUCAAUGGAAGAGUUAUGGUUAUUUAUUAUAAUACAUCUCACUGAAUGCAAUAUGGGGCAAUGGUUGGUUUGUGUUUGAGACGGGGAGUGGUGUAGGUCUCCCUAUCUAUUAUUAUUGCACUCGACCGUGGAAACAUAUUUCCACGAAUGACUGUUAUAAAUAAACUGCUAUGAAGAAGAA